UUGAAUCCAAUUUCUAGCAGAAAUCUUAUUUUUAUCUCACAAAAAUGAGUUAUUCUUCUGUGACAGUUUCGACAAAGCCAUUCGAUGGCCAAAAACCUGGCACUAGUGGCCUAAGGAAGGGUGUGAAAGUGUUCCAAGGACAGCAUUACACCGAGAACUUUGUGCAAUGUACCUUGGAUGCAAUGGGUGAUCAGUUGGUUGGCUCCACCCUUGUUGCUGGGGGAGAUGGGAGGUUCUUUUGCUCUGAGGCGGCUCAUACAAUUGUCAAGAUGUGUGCAGCGAAUGGGGUUAGCAAGUUGAUCCUUGGCCAGAACGGUGUCCUGUCCACCCCAGCUGUCUCCUGUGUGAUCAGAAAGAGGAGCACCCAAGGGGGCAUCAUCUUAACAGCUAGCCAUAAUCCUGGUGGCCCCAAUGGAGAUUUUGGAAUCAAAUUCAACACAGCUAAUGGAGGACCUGCUGCUGAAGCUGUCACCAACAAAAUCUUUGAACUUACAAAGACAAUCGCACAGUACCGGACCUGCCCCACCCUUAAUGCUGAGAUAUCUAAAAUUGGCACCCAGACAUACAAUGUGGAUGGCCGAGAGUUCACUGUGGAGGUGAUUGACUGUGUACAAGACUAUCUAGACUUCAUGAAUGAAAUAUUUGACUUUACAUCAAUUCGAUCAAUGCUGAAAGGAGAAGGAAGGCCUGCUUUGAAGAUUUUGAUUGACGCUAUGCAUGGAGUCACUGGUCCAUAUGCAAAGAGAAUCUUCUGUGAAGAACUUGGUGCACCUUCCGAGAGUGUCAUUAACUGUGUGCCACUGCCUGACUUUGGGGGCGGUCAUCCUGACCCCAAUCUGACAUAUGCAGCUGACCUUGUGAACUCACUGAAGAAGGGAGAGCACGGCUUUGGAGCAGCUUUUGAUGGGGAUGGGGAUAGAAAUAUGAUCCUUGGCCACAGAGGUUUCUUUAUCACACCCUCAGACUCUCUGGCAGUUAUCGCGGACAACUUGGAAUGUAUCCCAUAUUUCAAAAAGACAGGAGUCAAAGGCUAUGCCCGGAGUAUGCCGACAGGGUGUGCUGUUGACAGGGUGGCAAAAGCUAAAGGAAAAGAGAUGUUUGAGGUGCCAACUGGAUGGAAGUUCUUUGGUAAUUUGAUGGAUGCAAAUAGACUGUCACUGUGUGGCGAGGAGAGCUUUGGUACUGGAUCAGAUCACAUCAGGGAGAAGGAUGGCAUAUGGGCCGUGUUAUCCUGGUUAUCCAUUAUGGCUCACAAGAAGACAACAGUUGAAGAACUGAUGAAAGCACACUGGGCUAAAUAUGGAAGGAACUUCUUCACAAGGUACGACUAUGAGAACUGUGAUGCUGAACCAGCCAACCAGAUGAUGGCCAACCUGAAUGCCAUGGUUUCUGAGCCAGAUAUUGUUGGUAACACCCUGUCUUAUGGUGAAAAGUCAUUCAAGGUGGCCCUGGCGGACAACUUCUCUUACACGGAUCCUAUUGAUAACAGUGUAUCAAAAAAUCAGGGUAUCCGCAUCAUAUUUGAAGAUGGCUCAAGAAUCAUCUUCCGGCUGAGCGGAACAGGAAGUAGUGGUGCCACGAUUAGAAUGUACAUCGACAGUUACGAAGCUGAUAAAUCAAAACACCUUCUGGAUGCUCAGGAUAUGUUGAAACCACUGGUAGAGAUUGCACUCAGGAUUUCACAGCUCAGAGAACUCACAGGACGUCAACAGCCAACUGUGAUUACAUAAACUGUUGUCUAGCAAACCUGCAAAAGUACUAUCUGUUCUUGGUUGUACCCCAGUAUCUUAUUUUGACCCCACAGAUAUUCUUAUUGUUGUGUUAUACACAUAUCUCUGUUUGGUGCUAGCUUUUAAAGCAUACAUGUACACGUACAUGAACACCAGUAUGUAUUUUUCGGUUCUUUUGAAGUUAGUAAAACUUGAAUGUUUUUGGGCUUACAACUGUACAAUGCCCAAACACUGUGGUCAGUGUAAACAAUUGACCGUAUCUGUAUAGCUUCAUGAUAAACACAUUAUGGACAAUGAAAUAGAAAAGGUCAGGUCAUAGUGUGUAAAAAUGAUUUUGAUAGUUUUCUUUAGCCCUAGCUAUCCACUUACAUGUAUGUAGCUUUGAUUUAGACUUUUAAACCCAGUGAAUGUGCUUGUUGGGUCUCCAAGGAAUGCUUCGCCAUUGGAUGACCUCAUAUUAAUGUUGGCUGUUGUAAUUCCAUAAAUUAUUGAGCAUGGCUAAAUUGUUCAAAUAUAAAAGAGAAUGUAA
Messenger RNA from Lineus longissimus, 2259 nucleotides. RefSeq names its product phosphoglucomutase-1-like. The record is from RefSeq and is a predicted model, not a curated record. Gene Ontology annotation, molecular function: magnesium ion binding; phosphoglucomutase activity. The coding region runs from base 45 to 1730 and encodes 561 amino acids. NCBI's taxonomy places the organism in Eukaryota, Metazoa, Nemertea, Pilidiophora, Heteronemertea, Lineidae. The transcript is spliced from 10 exons. Gene Ontology annotation, cellular component: cytosol. Gene Ontology annotation, biological process: carbohydrate metabolic process.